Molecule: messenger RNA, 1017 nt
Organism: Argentina anserina (silverweed cinquefoil)
Lineage: Eukaryota; Viridiplantae; Streptophyta; Magnoliopsida; Rosales; Rosaceae
Product: protein DEEPER ROOTING 1
Exons: 4
Coding region: 124-978 (284 amino acids)
Biological process (GO): gravitropism; regulation of growth
Source: RefSeq, a predicted model, not a curated record
UCAGCUCUCAUUGGCUUUUAAGAUCUGCUCUUGAACACCUCAGUGUGCAAAUAACUUCCUCCUCCAUCACCACCACCUUUCUGCACCGAAAUAGUGACUGACUCUCCGAUUUUAUCUCAGAAAAUGAGGCUUUUCGGUUGGAUGCAAGAUAAGCUUAAUGGGAAGCAGGGGAACAAGAAACCAAAUACAGCUUCAACUAGUACCCAUCAUGCAAAACCAGAGCCUCGUGAAGAAUUCAGUGACUGGCCUCAUAGUUUACUAGCAAUCGGAACUUUUGGAAACAACAAUUUGAAAGAGAGUGGUCAAUAUCAAAGCCAAAAUGUUCAGGAAGAACCAUCUUCAUCAGACGAAAUACUAGAAAAUUUCACUCCUGAAGAAGUUGGUAAAUUACAUAAAGAGUUAAUAAAACUCUUGACAAGGAAACCAGACAUCGAGAAGGAAAUUGCAGCUCUUCCAUUGGACAGAUUUCUAAAUUGUCCAUCAAGCUUGGAGGUUGAUAGGAGAACAAGCAACGCGCUUUGCUCCGAUUCAGAUGAACACAAAGAUGAAGACAUUGAGAAAACCAUCAGUGUUAUACUAGGGAGAUGCAAAGACAUUUGUGCAGAUAGUAACAAGAAAGCGAUUGGAAAGAAAUCAAUUUCUUUUCUUCUCAAGAAGAUGUUUGUUUGUAGAAGUGGGUUUGCACCAGCACCAAGCUUGAGAGAUACAUUUCAAGAAUCAAGAAUGGAGAAGUUUUUGAGGCUAAUGCUUAACAAAAAGAUCAUCAAUCCGCAAAGUUCUUCUCGAGCGUCAUCAAUGAAGAAAUACCUGGAGGAUACAAGACAAAAUCCAAACAAGAAGGGAAUUAAUAAUGAAGAAGAUAAAAAGGAGAAAAUCAAUGAUGGAUGUAAAUGGGUGAAGACUGACUCUGAAUGUAAGUGCAAUCUGAACUUUGUAAUAACAGGAUUGACUACAGUUCUAAAUUGCUCAGAUUACUGAUGGGAGCUACCUGUUUUUGUUAUUGCAGAUAUAGUCCUA